AUGGAGGAUGUCAAUAACACAUUUAAUGUCACCAUGCAAGCAUUCCAUCUGCUGUCUGAAGCAUAUACAUUCUGUUACAUAAAUCUCAAGAAAGCCAAUAUACCGAUCCCGGAACUUAAUCAAAUGAUUCAGAUGACAAAGGCGACUGUAUCUUAUCUCCUGUCGAACUCGCCCACCAUUAUUGGGCAAUUGUACAAUAUAUUGUUUAAAAUGGUCAUAGAGUCCAACUUUGUGGGCUUGUUUCUAGUUUUAGUUCUUCUAUAUAUCGCGUAUUGCUUUGUCAUGGGAACAGUUCGAUGGUUAUAUAGAGUACUAUAUGGAUUUGUUCGCUUCACCAUAAUCAUAUUGUUGUUCGCUGGUCUCAUGUAUGCUCUUCAUUUAUAUCACCUCAGUACAAUAACCAAUCAUAACCAUGCAACAAAAUCAUAUACCUAA
This is a messenger RNA of Mycotypha africana, 435 nucleotides long. RefSeq lists its product as uncharacterized. The record is from RefSeq and is a predicted model, not a curated record. NCBI's taxonomy places the organism in Eukaryota, Fungi, Mucoromycota, Mucoromycetes, Mucorales, Mycotyphaceae. The coding region runs from base 1 to 435 and encodes 144 amino acids. The transcript has a single exon.